AGAACAUUCGCGUCCGUGAGACCGAAAUCUUCGAGAGGGGCAGGAGCAGCCACGGAUGGGGGUUUUGGAUGGUUGUGUGGUGGUAAUAAAUCAUCAAUAAAUAUCACCUCUCCUCCUCUGAAGAGCAGCGAUAAGAGCCUACCUUGGCGCGCAGUCACUUUCACCUACUCAAACCUCAUUUCACCAGCCUAGCGUCACUAUCGUCUUCUGUUCUUGAUCCUUGUUCUGUUCCUCAAAAGCCUCCCCCAGCGCUGUCUCUGUACACAGGUCAAGACAGCCUCUCACCGUACACUCAACUUUGCCCUACACCAGCAACAAAACAAUGGCCGUCAACGCUACAGUCCUCUACCCCGCCGAGGAGGGCGCCACCUUCGACUUGAACUACUACCUGAAAACCCACAUGCCGCUGGUCAGCGAGAAAUGGGGCCAGUACGGCCUGAAGGGGUGGAAGGUGGUCGAAUUCCAGGCGGCCCCGGACGGCUCCAAGCCCUACAGCAUCGCGGCGUUGUUGACCUGGGAGACGGCCGACGGGCUCAAGCAGGCUCUCAGCAGCCAGGAGGCGCAGACGGUGUUUGGCGACGUGCCCAACUUCAGCAACAAGUCCCCGCUCUUCAUCGCGGGUGAUAUUGUUGGUUCUUCGUGAGUGAGUGCCUUGCUGCUCUGUGACGCAUGGAGGAACGCUCCCCAAGAGGGCAGGAAAGAGUCGAUUGUGAAGAACGUCGAGUCAGGGGUGCUUGAGAGAAGGAGCAGAGCCAGUCGCAGGAGGAUACGGAUUCCUUUCGCCUCAUCAAUGGGGAUUUGAAACUCAAUAUCUCGACAUGUUGAAUUGAAGGCCGUGAUUCUCCCCGUGCGCAGCUGGGAAUGCCUUCUACCUUCCACCGUGAGCCUUUUCCGAUAUCGUUGCAAAAUCGAAAAAAUGCAUAUGAGUCUUCCCAGAAAGGAGUGGAACUUGCCUUCCAGUACCACAAGAGCCGUCAUCUCAUCACAGCCGC
Molecule: messenger RNA, 992 nt
Organism: Cladophialophora immunda
Lineage: Eukaryota; Fungi; Ascomycota; Eurotiomycetes; Chaetothyriales; Herpotrichiellaceae
Exons: 2
Coding region: 323-643 (106 amino acids)
Molecular function (GO): oxidoreductase activity
Source: RefSeq, a predicted model, not a curated record